Molecule: messenger RNA, 468 nt
Organism: Suncus etruscus (white-toothed pygmy shrew)
Lineage: Eukaryota; Metazoa; Chordata; Mammalia; Eulipotyphla; Soricidae
Product: EP300-interacting inhibitor of differentiation 1-like
Exons: 1
Coding region: 1-468 (155 amino acids)
Biological process (GO): negative regulation of DNA-templated transcription
Cellular component (GO): nucleoplasm
Molecular function (GO): transcription corepressor activity
Source: RefSeq, a predicted model, not a curated record
AUGUCGCAGCCGCCGGCGGACGCCAGGGGCGCGCGGGAGGAGGUCGGCGGCGGCGGCGGGCGGCGACGACAGCCGGCCCGGGCGCGCUCGGCCGAGCUGUGGGCGGGCCGCUGGGCCGAGGCGGAGGCGGCCGGGCCUGCAGGCCUGGUGGCGGGGCCCCCCGGGCAAGGGGCCCCCCAGGCCGAGGCCGAGGCCUUGGGGCCGGAGCCGGCCGCGGCCGCGCAGCCCCCCAUCGGCGAGGAGGUGCCCAACGCGCACGGGGGCCGCCUGCGGGGCUUCAACGAGCCCAACUGGGUGUUCAUGGACGUGUGCCGCGCCCGCGAGGUGGCCCAGGACGCCAGCUGGCAGGCCCGGUACCCCAACGUCUACCUGGAUUACUUCACCUUCAUCGAGGACCUCUUCGCCUCCGUGGCCCUCAGCCGCCUGGCCGCCGAGCUGGGCUGCGAUCGCCUCAAAGACCGGGAAUAG